AUGUCCUCCAGGCUUUGCUUGGCGCGAGCCAACAGAGCUGGCGCUCGAGCUCUUCGAGCGGCCGGAACAUUUCUACGAGCAGCAGGCCCCGGAGCACGUGCCGGAACGCGCCGCCUUUGGACCGCGUGCUUCGGUCCAGGCGGUUGUCGAGCCACUGGCAGGAACCUGCCCAAUUCAGGGCCAGAGCAGCCCAAGCCUCGACCGCAGAGUGCGCCCAGUCGCUUCACUUCAAGGCUGGACACGCUGGAGGACCAAUUGUUGGUUCCACCUUCGCCUGUGAGGCUGCCGGUCGUCGAGCAACAGGAAGAGCUGCCUCAAGCGCAAGCGCGUGCAGGCAGCCGGCGGAGAGGCCGUCACGCUCGAGGCGAGAAGCCCAACUACUCUGCAGGGAUGUGGUGGAAGCGCAGGGAAGAUCCAGGUAAGGACGUCUUUCAGCAGUGGUUGCUCGCCACCGCGGCCAAGGAGCCCCGGGGCGGCGCGGUGCUCACAGAGCCCAUGCUGAAGACCUUGAAGUCGGAGUUGAAGCUCAAGUUUCGGCAGUUCCAAGAGGAGAUGCCCUUCUUCUCUGCUCAGGACCUCUACGAGAAUAAGAUCUUGUUCUCCCACUAUGGGGUGAAGGUCCGAAGCCAGGCUCGCAAGGAGGCGGCGCAGAAAGAGGGGAAGGAGGUGAAGGAGGAGAAGGUGGUGCGGUCCAAGACCCACAGGAGGCCCUCCACGAACCCCACCUUGCUCUCAGUGAAAAGCAUGGCGACCAGGCUUCAGGAUUCACAGAAUGCCAUCCCAGAGACCAAGGAGACCAGGGAGUUCCUUUACAUGCUCCGCAGGGAGCAGGGCAACGAGAUCUACGAGGGUCUCCGGAAGGCCUAUUACCACACCAAGGAGGUACCACCGGAGGCACCACCCACCCGGUCGCAGAGCCACCGGCGACUUUGA
Messenger RNA from Durusdinium trenchii, 933 nucleotides. NCBI's taxonomy places the organism in Eukaryota, Dinophyceae, Suessiales, Symbiodiniaceae. The record is from the annotation of a GenBank genome assembly.